AUGCGCGCCUCCGCACCGACCUGCAAAGCGCUUGCCGCGCUGCGCUGCCGCAUCUUCGACACGACGUACAACCCCGGUGCUGUGCGCACGGGCGCCAAAUACCUGCGCCAGCGCCUCGUCGGCCCCGCGAUGCUGUCAUACUACCGCCCGCAGCUGAACUUGCGCAGCGCCAUUGCCUCGGUCGGCGGCUUGCCUGGCUGGUCCAAGGAGGACGGCCCGCUGCUCGCCCCGCACGAGGUUCAGCGGCUUACGGACGUCGCGCGGAGGAAGGAGAUGGGUAAAGGACCGCCCAAGAAGGGCGAGGGCCGAAGAGCUGCAAUGAAGGGGAAGAAGGGACGGUAG
Messenger RNA from Tilletiaria anomala UBC 951, 342 nucleotides. RefSeq lists its product as uncharacterized. The record is from RefSeq and is a predicted model, not a curated record. The transcript is spliced from 2 exons. Bases 1 to 342 code for a protein of 113 amino acids. Gene Ontology annotation, cellular component: mitochondrion. Lineage: Eukaryota; Fungi; Basidiomycota; Exobasidiomycetes; Georgefischeriales; Tilletiariaceae.